AUGUGUUUUGCCUUUGAGGAUUGGGGCGAGGAGGAUACUUGGGAAGACAUGAAGUUCAACGUCAUCAGCGGCAAUGUGACUAUACAACUCUGCAUGCAAGUUGUCAUGGAAUACAUCAUCGUUGCGCUGUAUCUCGGUCUGGGCCUUGAACUGCCCGGCAAAGCUGCGAGACUGAAGAAGCAAGUAGAAGACCAAAUGGACCAAGCAAGAGCACUGGAUGCUGAUCAGCUCCAAGAAACGGUGUUAUGGAAAUUACACGACUGGGUCUCGCGAAUCGUCGCUGCAAUGAUCAUGCCAGCAUUGCAAUUCGCACAUUGGAUGUUGGGCCCAGUCUCCGUACACAACAUCUGUCAGCACAAAUACCUCCGCUUCCUCGUUACAUUACAAGCCAGCCCACUGCCCUCCUUCUGCAUCGUUGGCUUCGACGUACCAUCCAGCAACAACAACCACGAUAUUUUGCCGGGCAAGCUGUUCCACAGCUUCAUUUCUCAACCCACUUUUAUGAUGUCGCACCGCUAUCCAGGCGAUCCACUCUCAAUCAUCCAAUGUAGAAGAAUCAUCGUCUGUAAAGACCGAGAUGGGAUCCUGGGGUAUUAUCAACGCGAGUGA
Molecule: messenger RNA, 609 nt
Organism: Plenodomus lingam JN3
Lineage: Eukaryota; Fungi; Ascomycota; Dothideomycetes; Pleosporales; Leptosphaeriaceae
Source: RefSeq, a predicted model, not a curated record